Molecule: messenger RNA, 1427 nt
Organism: Diceros bicornis minor
Lineage: Eukaryota; Metazoa; Chordata; Mammalia; Perissodactyla; Rhinocerotidae
Gene: GGPS1
Product: geranylgeranyl diphosphate synthase 1
Exons: 4
Coding region: 202-1101 (299 amino acids)
Biological process (GO): isoprenoid biosynthetic process
Molecular function (GO): prenyltransferase activity
Source: RefSeq, a predicted model, not a curated record
CGAGUAAUGCGGCGUCACUGGUGCCUGAGGAGGGCGGAGAGUUCUGUGGUGAAGCCGGGGGUGGGAUUCAUGUAGGCACCAGCGAGAGCCUUGGUCUGAACUAUAAAGUGGGAAGUUGAUGCUGGGUACUGCUACACCCGGACCGGCGGUGUGCAAGUUGUGAUAUCAUCGUCGAAGCAUCAGCUCUGAAAUUUAAAGACAAUGGAGAAAACUCAAGAAACGGUCCAAAGAAUUCUUCUAGAACCCUACAAGUACUUACUUCAGUUACCAGGUAAACAAGUGAGAACCAAACUUUCACAGGCAUUUAAUCAUUGGCUAAAAGUUCCAGAAGACAAGCUACAGAUUAUCAUUGAAGUGACAGAAAUGUUACAUAAUGCCAGUUUACUCAUCGAUGAUAUUGAAGACAACUCAAAACUCCGACGCGGCUUUCCAGUGGCGCACAGCAUCUAUGGAAUUCCAUCUGUCAUCAAUUCUGCCAAUUAUGUGUAUUUUCUUGGCCUAGAAAAAGUCUUAACCCUUGAUCACCCAGAUGCAGUAAAGCUUUUUACCCGCCAGCUUUUGGAACUCCAUCAGGGACAAGGCCUAGAUAUUUAUUGGAGGGAUAAUUAUACCUGUCCCACUGAAGAAGAAUAUAAAGCCAUGGUGCUGCAAAAGACAGGUGGACUAUUUGGAUUAGCAGUAGGUCUCAUGCAGUUGUUCUCUGAUUACAAAGAAGAUUUAAAGCCACUGCUUAAUACGCUUGGGCUCUUUUUUCAAAUUAGGGAUGAUUAUGCUAAUCUACACUCCAAAGAAUAUAGUGAAAACAAAAGCUUUUGUGAAGAUCUAACGGAGGGAAAGUUCUCAUUCCCUACCAUUCAUGCUAUUUGGUCAAGGCCUGAAAGCAGCCAGGUGCAGAAUAUCUUGCGCCAGAGAACUGAAAACAUAGAUAUUAAAAAAUACUGUGUACAUUAUCUUGAGAAUGUGGGUUCUUUUGAAUACACUCGGAAUACUCUUAAAGAGCUUGAAUCUAAAGCCUAUAAACAAAUUGAUGCAUGUGGUGGGAACCCUGAGCUAGUAGCUCUAAUAAAGCACUUAAGUAAAAUGUUCAAAGAAGAGAAUUAAUAAUAUUAAGCCAUUCUUGAUUAGGCCUGAUAGCUUAUUUUAGUUGAUUUUUUUUUUUUUGGCUUUUAGCCUAUCACCUUUUUAAAAAUUUGGACCAAUCUGUUAGUCUCCAAAAACUGAGUGAAUAGGGGUGAUGUGAGUAAGAUUUUUUCAGUUUAAAGCCCCUCUGUACAGAUAAUCAUUGCAGUACAUACUUGAAGGAAUUAAAGGGAGCUACAUUUAAAUAGGUCUAAUUGAAUGUCAGAAUGUGCUGUAUUGGGACUUUGUGGCCAACUCUGCCAUGAAUGUUGUGUUGAUUCUGUCAAUAAAGAAGAAUUCAGCUUCCA